AUAGACAACAGAGAGGAGCGCCUGUUCAUGUUUAAAAGUUUUUUAUCGGAAGUAGAGAUGAGUGACUGAAAACCAUUUGGAAAAUUUUUGAGCCAAAGAGCCGACCCAAACCAAAGGAAUCACCGGAUUUAUAUUAAAAGUAAAAAUAUCAGAAAGAAUAAGAAGAAGAAGAAGAAGAACAAGAUCCACGAAUGCGAUAGCUUCUGAAUAAUAGCUCGUAAUUCAAAAUGACAGUGGUUAAUUUUCGAAUUUGCAAUUUAACGUCCGUGGAAAUGUGCCCGUACGUUAACUGCAUAGCAAGAUCUACUAUACUCCACCGAAUAGAAGAGAAGCAUAAAGAAAGAGAGAGAGUUUAUUCGUGGCUUAAAAGUGAGGUCAAGAUAAACUCAGAAGUAACUACAACACCGCAGAGAUAAAUUAACUUGAGUUCGCUUCAAUUGUUAUCAAAUUUAUUUAUUCAUCUAAUUAUAAUUUCCAACUGACGUUGUCUUCACAAGCUUUUGAUUUAAAUCCAGUCUUAUUACUUCUUACAAUUGCGAGGAAUUAUUAUUAGACAGCGAAUGAAUAAAUUUAAUAAAUAAAGACAAUGAAGCUGGGACAUACUAUUGAAGAUUCUCGCGAGAAGUAUCCAGAGCUCACAAAAGAAAUCUUGGAUGAGCUACGUGUGUGGGCAGUAGCCAGAGGCAUAACGCAAGUACCUGAUGAAAAGUUAGCUCUAUUUGCUCACAGUUGUUACUUCGACCUGGAGGCUGCCAAGAAAUGUAUGACCGUUUACUACAAGCUCAGAGCAACAGUGCCUGAAUUUUUCAGCAAUCGUGAUCCUCUUGCCGACUAUCUGCAACAUUCAUUAAGAGCUCUACAAUUCGUAAGUCUUCCAAAACCAGACAAAAAUGGAAACCGGAUCAUCUUCCACCGGUUGGCAGAUAAUCGUCCAAACCAGUACAUGUUCAACGACGGAAUAAAGCUGCUGCAGAUGUCCGUUGAUGGAAGUCUGUACUACGAAGGUUGCACGCCUGGUUAUAUAUUUUUAUUUGACAUGCAGGGUGUUGGGCUAGGUCACUUGACCAGACUAUCAAUCACCAGCAUACGUAGAUUCUUUGAAUACCUGCAAGAAGGUCUUCCAGUAAGACUUAAAGGCAUACAUGUACUUAAUGCCGUGUGGUUCAUGGACAAGAUUCUCGCACUUAUUCGACCUUUCAUGAAGCGUGAGUUAUUUGACAACCUUCAUCUUUACACCGGCGAUGUUAAAGAAAUUUAUCAGCAUAUACCACCCGAAUGUUUGCCCAAAGACUUUGGAGGUCAAUUGGAUUCAUUAGAGACUCUUCAUGAGGAGCACUGUGAAAAGUUAUACGCGCUACGGGAUUACUUUUUAGAAGAAGAACGUCUCUUUCGUGGUUGGCAAACGCCCGAAAAAAAAUUAUCGCCUGGAGAUCUCGGUUCAGACCCGGAUAUUAUUCAUAAAAUUGAUAUCAAUAAUUGCAAUGACAGCAAUAAUUUUAAUGAAAAUGAUAAAUGAUAUUGAAAAUUGCAGACCCUAACAUUUUUUUAUUUUAAAUAAAAAUUUUCUAUAGCAUGUAAAUCCAGAAAUAAUUGAUAGAUUUAAUUUUAUGAACCUUAAAUGAGCCAGGCACUUUUUUAAUUUUCUUAAA
Molecule: messenger RNA, 1649 nt
Organism: Cotesia glomerata
Lineage: Eukaryota; Metazoa; Arthropoda; Insecta; Hymenoptera; Braconidae
Product: alpha-tocopherol transfer protein-like
Exons: 6
Coding region: 587-1516 (309 amino acids)
Cellular component (GO): membrane
Molecular function (GO): phosphatidylinositol bisphosphate binding
Source: RefSeq, a predicted model, not a curated record